Ascochyta rabiei is the source of this 525-nucleotide messenger RNA. RefSeq lists its product as uncharacterized. Lineage: Eukaryota; Fungi; Ascomycota; Dothideomycetes; Pleosporales; Didymellaceae. The coding region runs from base 1 to 525 and encodes 174 amino acids. The record is from RefSeq and is a predicted model, not a curated record. The transcript has a single exon.
AUGCUUUGUACAAGCUUUGGAUGUUUUCGUCUUGGCGCCCUUCAACGCAUACAUGUUGUUCUUGAAGUCACUCGGCGAUGGCUCGGUAUGAAUAUUGUUGGGAUGACAGAUUGUCCGACUUUUCUGCUGUGCAAGUAUAAAGCUGGGAGGUGGCUUGCUACAAGCAUACUUUUGGUAAACAAGCUUCUCAGGCGACCACUCACUACACGCUUUGUCAAUCGCUCAGCCGUUACAGCCAUCUUGCCCACCAGCAACACUACUGGAAACCCGAAGCAUCACCACUCAGCCUCACUGUCAACAAUGUCGACUCCAUCACCGUCUUCCUCUCGUAGCUCUUCCAUCACUAUGUCCGGAGAGCAGACCCACCAGGCCACUCAGCAGUCUCACGGAUUCAUAUCGGCGCUCAAGAAGCCAUUCCAGGGCUGGUCGAAGGAGCUCCUGCGAGCUCGCGAUGACGACGACGAUGAUUACAACUUUGCGAGCGGCAUGCGCCGCGGCGCCCACCUGUACCGCAACGACGCCUAA